CGCAUGCGCACUCAUAUGAGCUGCUGUCACCGCGACUGUCGGGUGUCUCAGGCUGCGUGCGGAUGUGUGAGUGAUCCAGUGCACAUUAUGAAUGUGUUCGGGUCGGACGCUUGCGGGCUGAAGCCCUGACCGGGUCGACGCGCUGCAGCACAAAUCAGGCGAGCGGAUCUCUAAUGAUGCAGGGUGAGGACGGUAAGAGAAAGAAACACAGUUUGAACCCCAGAAGUGUAUCGGAGGAUUAUUGUCUGCGUGAGCGACCGAAAGAAGACGCCACAAAAAUGAAGAAUAAAGUUUCCACUUCACAAGCUGUGAGCAGUAAGAAGAAGUGGUCGUGGGAUCAGUAUCUGGAGGAUGAGGGUGCUGAAGGUGCUCCUCUGCAGAUCUUCACUGAGUAUCAGGUGUUUCCCAACAGCCGGAAUGGAUUUAAGGUUGGAAUGAGGCUGGAGGGAAUCGACCCGCUUCAUCCGUCCAUGUUCUGUGUGCUGUCUGUGGCAGAGGUGAUCGGGUUUCGUCUGCGUCUACAUAUUGAUGGUUACUCAGAGUGCUAUGACUUCUGGGUAAAUGCUGAUUCACCUGACAUCAAACCAGCUGGAUGGUGCGAGUCAACAGGCCAUAAACUUCACCCACCCAAAGGUCACAAGCUGAAUGAGUUUACCUGGAAGAAAUAUCUGGAGUCUUGUAACGCUCAAGCUGCACCAAAGAUUCUCUUCAAAUCCCAAAGCAGUACUUCAAACUCCUCGACAUUUGAAGUGGGGAUGAAGUUGGAGGCGGUGGACAGGAAGAACCCGUGUCUGGUGUGUGUGGCUAGCAUCGCAGAUAUCGUGGACAAUCGAUUCCUGGUUCAUUUUGACAACUGGGACGACACUUACGACUACUGGUGUGAUGCGACAAGUCCUCAUAUUCACCCGGUGGGCUGGUGUCAAGAUCACGGGCGGCCGCUCACAGCACCUCAGGGACACCCCAAUCCAGAGCAUUUCAUCUGGGAGGACUACAUGGAAGACACUGGUGCAUCUGCUGCUCCGAGUCAAGCGUUCUGUAUGAGAGCUCCACACGGCUUCCAGGUGAACAUGAAGUUGGAGGCGGUAGACAGACGAAACCCGAUGCUCAUCCGAGUGGCCACCAUCACAGACACUGAAGACUACAGAGUAAAAUUUUCUUCCUCCACUUACCAGGUUCAUUUUGAUGGCUGGCAUGAGAAGUUUGAUUUCUGGGUGGAUUCAGACCUGCCUGAUCUUCAUCCUGUGGGCUGGUGUACCAGGACGGGUCACCCGCUAGAACCUCCAUUGACUCACACAGGGAUUCCUGACUUGAAGAACUCUGUGACGCAGGGCGUGUGUCCGACCCCGGGCUGCAGAGGCGUCGGGCACAUCAAAGGACCGAAAUACACAGGACACCACAGUGCCUUCGGUUGCCCGUACUCUGACAUGAACAUGAAGAAGGAGGUGAUUUUGCCUGACCGUCUCGGAGGAGAGAAGCAGAUCACAUUCAUCCCUGUUCAGUUUGUGCAGAAGACCAAACGCUUGUCUCCAGAUGAGGAAGAGGAGGAGGAUGAAGAAGAGAAGGUUGACAGCAGUCACGUGGAGAACAGGGGGAUGUUAGCGGGGUAUGACGGGGCCCCUCGUCUGCGCGGUCGGCCCCCGAUGUUGAAGAGAGAACAUCAAGAACAACCAUCCACUCAGGGACAAAAACCGCUGUCACCCCUCACCAAGAGAAGCCGGUUACCCAGCAGACUCUCUCAGUCAGAGAAAUAUCUGCACAUCAAAGAUGAGGAGGAGGACAUUGAUGUGAACAGUGUCAUUUCAGAGCGUAACAUGGACAGUCUCCAGCAGGCUCUACAUCAGUCUGUGUUUCUGUCGGCGAUGUCGGCUCACCCGUCUCGUGACCUGCCGCUGUGUUGGGAGCAGCACUGUAAACUGCUGCCGGGUGUGGCGGGCGUUCAGGCCAGUCGUGUCGCCCACUGGAGCGUAGAGGAGGUGGCUGAUUUCAUUCAUUCUUUACCGGGCUGUGAAGAGCAGGCCAAACAGUUCAGAGAGGAGCAAAUCGACGGGAAGGCGUUUCUGCUGUUGACGCAGCGAGACAUUGUCAAGAUAAUGAGCGUGAAGCUCGGCCCCGCCCUCAAGAUCUACAACUCCAUCCUGAUGUUCAGACACGCCGAUGAUAACCAAUCAGCAGGCAGCGACACUAACACAUGAAGCUGAACCAGUCUUAGCUCCGCCCCCUCGUAUGUAUCGAUGCAUUCCGACACCUCUCGUGCCCUAAAUGCCCUCUGUUAGUGCUACUCGCCCGUAUGGCCUCUGACCCCAGCUGACCCGGUUCUGCCUUUAAACAGAUGUAGAUGACCGUCUCCUCCUCGCUCCGCUGUAGUUUUUCUUUCAUAAGCUCAACGACGUGACAAUCAAACAAAUGACAAACAAACGCCGUGAUCGUCGUCAGUGACAUCAGGGUUUUUUUAGUCACGGUGCUAUUUGUAUUCAAACACAAAAACAGGUGAACACUUUACAGGACUAACUCAUGUGCAUCAUGUGAACAUGUUUCAGUACACAAAAAUGAAAAUUCUGUCCUCAUUUACUCACCCUCAUGUCGUUCAAAACCAGUAUGGCUUUCUAGGUAAAUAUAUGAAGAAUGUCUUUGACACUCUUUUCUUUAUGAUAGUUUUAUGGUGCUCUUUUGUCAUUUUGAAGCUUGUCAGCGUCAGUCUCCAUUUAUUUUCAUUAAAAAAUCACCUUUUGUGUUCCACAGAUGUAAGAAUGUCACAUGGUGAGUAAAUGAUGGCAGAAUUUUCCUUUUUGGAUGAACUAUCCCUUCAGUAAUCUGAGAUUUGUGCCCCUUCUGUUACCAAUUUUAUUCUAUUUUGUAUAUUUCUGAUUUUGUUGUACCUACUGAGUCUAAUCUUUAUUUAUUGUGCAAAAUGAAAUUAAAAAUGUUUGCACGGUGAAGGAUAAUAAUAUGAUGUAUAUUAUACAUUUCAAAAUGCCAAAAGGAUUUGUUUUAAUUGAAGAGUGUUUAUUUUUGUGAUGUAUUGCACAGAGAGAGGCGAGAAUUAGAUGAAUCCCCAUUUAAGUUCAAGAUAAUAUAAUGAAAGUAAGUGAAAUGCUUUAUUGGAGUGUCAUCUGUGUGGUUUGUGCGCUCUCACUGGCUUCGUUCUGAAGCAUAUCGUGUUGCUUUUGUCUGCUGUUCUGCUUCGGCGGUCUUAAACGAAAGAUCUGAACUCUCGUUUAGCUUCAGGGGAUUUUCUCAUGAUUAUUUAAGAACUUAAUAUAAUGCACAAAGCAAUCUAUAUAUUUGCUAAAACAUUUGGAAUCAGUGUGACUUCUAUUGAGAAGUCCUUGUUGUAUUUGUCUAAUUUUGAAUAUGUGUAUUUGAAUUUUGUCAACUUUCAACCAAACUGCAGGAAUGUAAUCCCAUCUCUCGCUACUUCCAUCUGUUUAUUUUCUGUAAUAUCAGUCUCACAUCCCUCAAUAUAAAAAUGAUCCGUUUUUUUUGUUUUAUUCCAUACAGUAGUAUUUGUUCACUGCUGUUUGAUGGAUUUGUUCCAGAUAUUGAAAGACUCACGCACACUUUGUACAACAGAAAUCAUUCAUCAGCACCCAAUAAACUGUGCAAAUCUCA
Myxocyprinus asiaticus (Chinese sucker) is the source of this 3609-nucleotide messenger RNA. Its product is annotated as lethal(3)malignant brain tumor-like protein 4. The record is from RefSeq and is a predicted model, not a curated record. NCBI's taxonomy places the organism in Eukaryota, Metazoa, Chordata, Actinopteri, Cypriniformes, Catostomidae. Gene Ontology annotation, molecular function: zinc ion binding; protein binding. Bases 174 to 2192 code for a protein of 672 amino acids. Gene Ontology annotation, cellular component: nucleus. Gene Ontology annotation, biological process: regulation of DNA-templated transcription. The transcript has 20 exons.